GAUGGCGGGAUAGAGGCGUGGACAGUGCUUUUUGGCGGGUUCAUCACGUACUGCGCAACAUUUGGUUUGCUUGACUCUUAUGGCACAUUCCAAACUUACUACCAAGAAGAGAUUCUCAAAGGGUCGAGUAUGAGUGCAAUAUCAUGGAUAGGUUCAAUACAGGUG
Molecule: messenger RNA, 165 nt
Organism: Truncatella angustata
Lineage: Eukaryota; Fungi; Ascomycota; Sordariomycetes; Amphisphaeriales; Sporocadaceae
Exons: 2
Source: RefSeq, a predicted model, not a curated record